This is a messenger RNA of Xenia sp. Carnegie-2017, 2701 nucleotides long. RefSeq names its product palmitoyltransferase ZDHHC17-like. Gene Ontology annotation, biological process: protein palmitoylation. Bases 87 to 2015 code for a protein of 642 amino acids. The record is from RefSeq and is a predicted model, not a curated record. NCBI's taxonomy places the organism in Eukaryota, Metazoa, Cnidaria, Anthozoa, Malacalcyonacea, Xeniidae. Gene Ontology annotation, molecular function: palmitoyltransferase activity; protein binding. Gene Ontology annotation, cellular component: Golgi membrane. The transcript is spliced from 18 exons.
UUCAUGUUUGAGUGAAUAACUGCUUUGCAUUUGGAAAUGCUGUUGAUUAUCGUGUAUAUUUAUCGUUAUUAAACAAAAAAUAUUUAAUGUACAGGCCUUUGGAGAUGUAUGGUACAAAUUCAGAUGCCAGCUCAUACCCCAAGAUGAACACAGCCAGUGGGCAUGCUCAUGGACAUUGUCAAGGAAAAAAGGACUCCUGUUGUAAUGAGGGUGAAGCAAAGGUUGAUUUUCCAUCGCCAGGCCCUGCUGAUAGACCAAAACCUCCUCCACCACCAGCACAUUCAAAACCAGACACUGCUGCAAUGAGUAUAGUCCAGGCAGUACAGUAUGGUGAAAUGGAGAAAUUGAAAGAGUUAAUUGAUAAAGGUGCUGAUGUCAGGGCACCAGAUUCAGAAAAUGUUACAUUGCUGCAUUGGGCUGCAAUCAACAACCGAGUUGAGAUUGUAAAAUAUUUAAUUGCAAAUGGUGCGAUUGUUGAUCAAAAAGGUGGAAAUCUUGAAGCUACUCCUUUGCACUGGGCUGUAAGACAAGGUUUAUUGAAUAUGGUUGUUCUACUGAUGAAGUACGGGGCCAAUCCUAACUCCACAGAUAUAGAAGGCUGUUCCUGUCUUCAUGUUGCAAGUCAGCUUAGCAAGACACCAAUUGUCGCUUACAUGAUCGCCAAGGGAAUGGAUGUUGAUCAACUUGACAAUAAUGGAAUGACUCCUCUAAUGUGGGCAGCUUAUCGAUCUUUUAGUGUCGACACCAUCAGACUUCUAUUGACUAUGGGAGCUUCUUUAAAUAAACGAGAUAAAUUCCAUAAAAAUACAGCCUUGCAUUGGGCAGUGAUAUCCAGUAAUCAUUACGGUAUUUCUAUUUUAAUCAAAUCUUCCGCUGAUGCGACCAUCGCUAACGAAAAGGGUGAAACACCAUUAGACCUUGCUAGUCAGAAGAAAUCAUCUUGGAUCAUGACUCAACUCGAGUUUUUAAACCUGAAUCAAGGUCGUGAACAACCAGGCUGGUUAAGAAAUAUUUCAACAAACAAGGUAUUCCGUUAUCGUAUAAUGCUUUUCUUGCCUUUCUACACACUUUUCUCAAUCGCUGCCGUCUUGGAGUGGAUGAAAGGAUGGGAAUGUACGGCAUUUCUUGCGUCGACAUUUCUUAUCACAUGGGGCUCAGUUAGAUUAUUUUAUAGUUACGAUAUCAAAUCUAAUCCAAUGGCUAUUGGUAUAGCCAUGGCAACAAAAUCUUUGACGUAUGCUGUAUGGUAUUUUUUUCUCGUGGAAUUCUGUUCUUUGUAUUUUAUUGUUCCAUUCCUUAGUUUUUCUACGUUGUUGUUUUAUUCAUUUUACAAAACAUGGAGAAGUGACCCAGGUUUUAUCUCAUCAAGUCACGGAGAGCGCAAACGGAUAAUAGUCAAUCUCGCAGAAGAAGGGCGCUUGGAUUUUAGAACGUUUUGUUCGACGUGUUUGGUUCGACGUCCCAUUCGGUCUAAACAUUGCUCUGUGUGUGAUCGAUGUGUCGCUCGAAUGGAUCAUCAUUGUCCUUGGGUUGAUAAUUGCAUUGGUGCCGACAACCAUGCAUAUUUUAUAACCUAUCUUUUCUGUGUCAUCGUAUGUUACAUCUACGCCGUGUACGGAGCAUUUUACUACUUUUCAGACAAAUGUGGUGCCUUUAACAAUGGCGUGUUAAAAGGUUUUACCGCCAUGUUCCAAUGUUCUGGAAUGUUGUCGUGGACUGUGUUCUUAGCUAUAUUUUAUCUUAUAUGGGUGACGUCACUGUUUGUCUCACAAUGUCACCAGGUAUUUGUUCGUGGAAUGACUACGAAUGAGAUGAUAAAUGCUCCAAGAUAUCAACAUUUCUUUGACAAAAACACAGAUGGAAUCCCCAGCAGUCCAUUCACACGAGGCAUUGUUGGAAACAUAGCAGAUUUCUUUCAGUGUUCGUGUUUUGGUUUUGUAAGACCAGUCUAUGUUGACUGGAAAUCAGAGUUUGACGUCGACAGGUUCGUUGGACUUAAAAAACAAACCGUUUAGAAUAUUGGACAGUGAUGGUGGCUAACGAAGCUUAUCGUAUGAUCGUGGAUAAUUCAUCUAUAAACAUGUCAAACAUCGUAAUGUCUUCUGUUCAAGAUCAAGAUAGCAGAUUGGACUUUACGGAUUUUAAGACAAGAGUGUUACGUUGAAAACAGUUGCCACUGUAUGAAAUAGUUUUCUAUAAUAUUGUCAGCAAUAGCCGUAUGAAAAAGGAUUUGCUUUCUUGUAACGAGUUUGUGUGAAACGACUUAGUUAAUAGGCUGUUUCUUUCGUACAUCUCCUUGAUGAACAGUUAGGAUUUAGUAAACGCAACAAAUAUCCCUUGUUUGUACACAAGAAGAGCAAUAUUGAAGUUUCGUUUUAUUUUAGUUGUAUUUUGUUGAGGGUUUUUUACUAUGGCUGUUAAUAAUACGACAUUUAUCAUUGAUUUUCAGUAAUAUAUAUUUAGAUCAAACAGGGCUCACAUGCCAUUGAUUGGCUGCUUUAUGCACACUCCUGUAAUUUUUAGUAAUGCAGAAAACAAGAAAAGGCAACACGCCGCACAUCGUUUUUGUAUCGCUUUGUGGCUAUGGUCAGAAUAUAACAUAAAGUUAUAUCAUGAAAGAAAAGUUGACAUUGCUGUGCUUUAAGUGACCAUGUCAUGAAUUUUUUUGUUAACUUAAAUAAAAGUUUUCUUAAACUUUAAA